UGUUACGUUGCCGGCUACGGAUUACAACGUUUUCGUUUUCCACCCGUGACACCGGGAAACGAUUUAAAUCCGUAAUAACAUAUUUUGCAACACUACCGCCGCGUCCGUCGUCGCAGUGCGUCGGUGUUUUCGGAAAACCGUGUAAAUUCUCGCGAUCGGUGUUCCCUAUUCUCUUCUCGUGCUCAACGGUUUUCCGACCGUUCGAACCGUGGUUUUUUGUUUUUCCUUUCCGGCGACGAAAGGAUUCGAAACGUACGUGUGCGUGCGUGGUGGCUAAAAGUAUACGUUUAACGCACAGCUGCGAAACACAUCCCGGCUAACCUUGGAUGUAUUUGGACUGGUUUCCGGCUGUGCAAAUUUUAUGGCAUCCGACCGCGUUUUUAAAAAAUACAAAAUUUCUUCCAUUACAACUUACCAAUGUUGUAUCGGUGUCUCGAUGGAUUUACGUGUGUAACAUGAUGAGAACAUGAUGUACAACGUGUAAAUCGUUUUCCGUCGAAAUCAUAUUUCGUCGUCGUCAGUAUCAGGCGUUUUUCAACGGUACCUGCAAUGAUUACUAGCGGUCUCGUGGUGGACGGCGUUAGCCACGGGCUUCAGGCCCAUCUGCCUUACAACCACCAGGCCGUCGCCGCGGCCGUCCACAGCCACCGUAUGUCUUACGUGGAACCGUCGGUGUACAUGAAGUCUGUGGUGCCGCCACCACCUUCGCCGCAGCAGCAGCAACAGUCUUCUGACCCGCCGACUACACCGGAAUUCCUGCGGCCAUUGCCGAAACCAGCGCCAGUGAACCCUCUGAAGACGUCCCGGGUGUCGUCCAAGUACGCGGCCGACUGCCGCCCUGUCAACCUGACAGCCACCAAAGAACCGUUGCCGCCGCCCCCGCCACCGGUGGACCACCACCUUAGGUUGGACGACCGACACCAUCCGUAUCCCGUGUACGGACACCCACGGCUUUACGUAAGCGCGUCACCGUACCACCCGUACCCCAUGCACCAACCACCAGCACCGUACGGCGUGUACACCAGCCCGUACGCAUCUUUGAUCCCGCGGGACACCAGACACCAUCUAAUGCAGCCGCCGCAGGAUCAAAGGUACCCUAGCCCGCCUAGUAAGAAUCUGAAUGGUGGUGGCGUCGGUAGUCAGGCCAGUCCGUCGUCGUCGCCACCCGAACAGUUCAAAGUGCCCAAUGGUCGAGACAAUAAGCCACCUAUUCAGCAACAGCAACAACGAAUAUUACCACCUCCGCCGUCGAUUUCUUCGGUGGUCGUGCCUGCCAUCAACAACAACAACAACAACAAUAACAACAAUAACAAUAACAACAACAAUAACAAUAUCAUCGGAUCCGCAGAGCCUUUGCCGAAAAAAAUGCGACGCAUCGCAGCCGAAUCACCGCCUUCUACGCAAGCUACUAAAACGUCCAAUUUCACCAAAGGUUCGCUAAUACGGUUGGCCAAUGGUAAUAUAAAAAAAGUCGAAGACAUGAGAACCGAAGACUUUUUAAACUCCGUGGAGAACAGUGAUUUGCACAAGAUCGAUCCUAGCACGGUUGUCAGAAUCGAGCCCGUAACGGAUUCAACGGUCAAAGGCAACAUAAAGAUCACACUCAGCUACGGCGACCAAAGAAAUCAGAUCGGCGCGGACAGCAAGAACACUGGUGAGGCAUCGCCAGGGGCGUGCAAGUCGCACCAGGUGGAAAUGGAGAGCGGCGCCGAACACCCGUACUUCGUGUUCGGGCGGGGCUGGGCGUCGUGGAGCCCGGCUAAGACGUUGGCUAGGUACGGGCUGACUUGCCAACGGUUGCAGGUGGGCGACGUGUGCGUGUCACUGACGAUGAAACGUUCGGCCGCUGCGGCUGACUCGGCGACUCACGGAAAGCGACGGCAACCGUCCUUGGUCACCGUUCACCAGAAACAAAUCAACAACAACAACCCGCACAAGCAUCAGCAGCAACAACAACAACAACAGCAGCAGCAACAGCAACAGCAGCCGCCCCAGCAACACCAUCAUCAUCAUUCGGCGGUCGUGCAGAAAGCUCAACGCCACCAGCAGCAGCAGCAGCAGCUGCUGACGGUGGACGAUGACAAGACCGGUAGAAACAAGAGACGGUGGUCCGCGCCUGACCCGGAACCCAAUAUUUGAAGAAAAAAAAUUAAAUCUCUGUGCCUAUGUUUUAUUAUUAUUAUUCGUUCGUGUCUCCCGGGAUCUCGAUUUUGUACGACGCGUAUAUGCGACCAUGGUUUAAAUACUAUAAGUAUAUAUAUAUAUAUAUAUAUUAAUACUAUGUAUUAUAUUGACGUAAUGUAUUUACGUGCGAGAUUUUUGCGGGAUAAAAAAACUAUGUCAAAAAAAUCCUCUAGUCCAUCGGCGACGACACAUUAUUAUAUUAUUAAUAUUCGUUUUGUUUUUUGUACUAUUUAUUUUUUUUUAUUUUUCGUUUUUUCCUAGGUGCCCGAAUCAAAUUAAUUCCAAUGCUGUUUUCUUCGAAAUUUUUUCGCAAUAGAAAGUGUUCUUACAACUGUUCGCUGAUAUCGUUGGUUUUUUUUUUUUUUUAGAUUUUUCUCAGCCUAAUCCAUACUGCGACUGAAAACUCUUGGAAUUUUAAGAAAUUGUUUUGUUGUAUUUUUUAAAUUCUAUCGGUGUAAUAUACUAUACGCAGUGUUGAACCCCUGACUUUGGACUAGAUGGUCGGGUCAUAGACACUACAAAAUCAAAAGCAAAACGAAAUGAUAACUAAAGGAUUCACUUGUUUUUCUCAAUAUAAUAAAUAUGUUAAAAUGUAAUUGUUAUGUUUAAAAAUAAAAAAUACCUAUUUUUAUC
Molecule: messenger RNA, 2817 nt
Organism: Sipha flava (yellow sugarcane aphid)
Lineage: Eukaryota; Metazoa; Arthropoda; Insecta; Hemiptera; Aphididae
Gene: Atx-1
Product: formin-J
Exons: 3
Coding region: 550-2139 (529 amino acids)
Biological process (GO): regulation of DNA-templated transcription
Molecular function (GO): RNA binding; protein binding
Source: RefSeq, a predicted model, not a curated record